This is a messenger RNA of Perognathus longimembris pacificus (Pacific pocket mouse), 1005 nucleotides long. RefSeq lists its product as uncharacterized. NCBI's taxonomy places the organism in Eukaryota, Metazoa, Chordata, Mammalia, Rodentia, Heteromyidae. The transcript is spliced from 4 exons. The coding region runs from base 1 to 1005 and encodes 334 amino acids. The record is from RefSeq and is a predicted model, not a curated record.
AUGGCUGGCAAACUUAUUGAGAGCAGUUUCAGUAUUGUAGUAGGAGUGGACUCCAGAUUGUGGUGGGCUGAGCUAAGUGGGAGGUCUUGUUCUGAGAUCCACACUACCUAUCUGCCCAACUGCUUCCGUCCCCCUCACUUGGAGGUGGUGUAUCAGCAAUUCUCAAACUGGAUUCCCCACAAGACAAAGUGUCUUCAAGAAAUAAAAAUAGCCGGCAGCCUGAUCCUUUUCAUUCACGUUACCCCCAUCGAGCGGGGCCGGGGCGGGAGCUGGUUUCUUACCAACCACGCAUCCGCAGGCCUCACACGGGGGAGCGUAGCCGGGAAACUUUGUAGCGCGCGCACACAGCGAAGGCCGAGGCUUCUAAGAUGGCGUCUUUCUUCCUCGUUUCAGGUUCUCCACUGCGGAGGCCCUAACCGCCGGAGACGGACGUCCUGCGGCCACACCCCUGGCGGGCGGCCGGCCACGCCCGCGCGACCCCUCCCGUCGCCCUGCGGUCUGGCCAAUGGAGGAGCCACGAAUGGCACGACCUGCUCCGGGUUGGCAGUCUCCGGUUGCACCGUGCCUGGGAGUACUUCCUUGGAAAGGGAGGCGGGGAGAAGGUGCUGGAGGCUCUGGGGAGAUGGCUUUUGCACCUCUUCCAACCUCUCGCCCAGGAAUCUCCGAACUACAGCAGAGCCAGUUGGCUCGGAAAUAUGGCGGGCUGCCCCUGCCCUGUGGGUCUAUGCGGCACUCUUCUGCCCGGUGACUGACGCCUUGGAAAUGAAGUUUAUGACGUCAUCGCGCCGGCCGGCCAAUAGAAACUGCUCCCGCGGAGAGGCGUUCCUCCCCCUUCGCCUCCGCCGCUUCAAGCGCGUGAGCGCGCGAGCGCGCGCGGUGGGGGUGGGGGAAGUCUGGAGCUGGGUGGCGCGCAUGAGCGGCGAAGCUCCUCCCCCCCGCCUAUAUAUAAAGGACUGGCGCGGGGCUCGGCGGCGCCAUUUCGCGCUGGAGUGGAGCGGCCUCUAG